AUGAAGGUCGCGUCGAGAGUGAUACUUUUCGGUCCUGAGUUUAUAAAUACUUCAAAAAGCACACGAUAGAUUAAAAGAAGCGAGUCAAAUCAUGAAUUGAGUCGAUAGUUAUGACGCAGUUAGAAAAAAAAAACCCAGAAACGCCGAUUUCUAUUCAAGAAAUAUAUAGAAAUAACAAAAAUUUUCAGCCGGCCUUUCAUUCUUCUUUUUUAUCGAGGAAACAGUAUCUAAUGGAGAAGUUCAAAUAUCAUUCGAUAAUGUUCCAAAAGUGAGUCUGCGUUAAAUGUUUAGGAAAAAAUGUUCCGGGACACAAAAUCUCAAAUCUGCUUUUUUUUAAAGUCGCAAAAGUCUUCGCAGACUUGAGAAAACGUUAAAAAUCUCAAAUCGUAUAUGAAUGCGCCUUCCAAACUGAGAUAGCCGGGAUAUAAGAGUGCACGGAAAAAUAAUUGUUUUUAAACUGGAAUGGAUAAACUUUGCAGCACAUAGGAAUUUCAGGAGAACGAUUCCAAAUAUCUAAAUGAAGUAUAUUCAACUAAAGGACUUGAUAAAAUAGAUGUUACGGUGACCAUAUUUCAAGUCGAGAAAGGUAUUCUGAAGCUGAAAAAAUCUGAAAAAUUGAUUGAUAAUGGAUUGCAGAAACGACUUCUAACUACACGAUAAUCUUGGUGAAGCUCGACAGAAAUUACAAGACUCUAAAUAGGAUGGAAAUCGAGAAAAGUCAGUUCGUCUACUCGAACAAGCGUUCCGUGUUCAAGGUUAGGCCAAGGAGGUUUUUUUCUGCUUUUGAACUUCAAUUUCAAGACAUGAUCGAAAAAAGAACUAAAUAUAAACAUAAUUCAUUCAUUUUUUUUUUCUUAAAAUUAACCAUUUCUGACAGUGGAAUGAAGAGAAUCAGGUUCCGUUACCCUAAAAUAUUUCCGUCGAUUUUUUGUAAUCCCCUUCUACAAGUUUUUUGCCAUGUAGUAAUUUCCGCGAAAUUCGAAAUUUUCCCAGACUCUCAAAAAUUCAGUUAUGAGGACUAAGCCAUUGGUCAUCUAAAAUCCGUUUUUUGAAUGAAAAACGAUCGAUGGAUUAAUUACAGAAGAGUUACGAACAGGCCAACCUGAAGGACUGCUGGAUGUCGCGGUCGGUGUGGAACUGGUGUCUGAUCGGGGCCGACGUCGUCUUCAUCCGCUACGAGAACGUGCCGCGCAACGUCUGGCGCAUCGACGGCGUUUCCGUCAAAGUCGCUGUCGAGUUCAACGGCGACAACUACGUUGCCGAGUGAGUCGAUCAGCUGAUCUCUGGAAAACAUUUUUGUGCAGUUCAUACGCCACAAUCUGAAAUGGUCUGACCUCUCUGCGCUUUGUUUUCUUUGAUAUCGCCGAUGAAAAGGGACGCAGACAGGCCAGACUGUAUCAAGAUCUGAGGGAUGAACUAUAGUGCCUUCUCCUACCAUUUCAAAUCUUGAGAGUUCGUUCAGUAGCAUUACGUAGGGACCGCAAAGCCACGCCCCUUUUCGCGAUAGAAAAAGUGGCUUUUUUUUGGUUUUCAACUUUCAUUUUGCUGUAGUUGCAAAAUAUGUGGAACUUGAUAAUAAAUUUUGGCACACAUGUACAAAAAAGCUUCCUCUUUCGUUUAAAAAAUAUUUCACGCUUUUUUGAUGCGUUCGCGCGGAAUGUCGUACAAAAACGUGAAUGGAACUAAAAAAUUUUGUCGUUUUUUGCUUUUUCAUGUGUUUUCAGGUCGAACGCACUCUUUCUUUUUUUAAAUAAUGAUUUUGAUUCAAGUAACGGUAAUUUUAAAACAAUAAAAUAAAAAAUUCGUCUUUGCCAAAAAUUUUAGGGAGUGCCGAAAGUCCUAAUUCAAAAUAUCGUUAAUAAGCGAAUAUAAUCGAGUUUUUGUUUUUUCAAAAUUUAGACCAUGGGCUUACUUAAAUUUUUUUCCACAGCAUAUGUGCUUGAAAAAAAGUUGUUUGAUACGCAAAAAAAUGCUCUUGAAAAAUAGAGAAUAAAAUUAGCGGCGUUUAUUACACAGAAAACGGUCGAACGCAGGUUUUUUUAAACGAUUAUAUACAUUUAUUAGUAAAAAAAUCUUUCAAUUAAAAAGAAUAAAAUAAAAAAAUUCGUCUUUGCCAAAAAAAUUUACGGGGCCGUUUUUAAUGCAGCGAUCGUUAAUAAAGGCAAAAAAAGCACUGAAAAAAACAGUUUUUUUCGAAGUGAAUUUCCACGAAAAAGUUUGAGAAAAAAAUUUGCAAACAUAUUCUGAUAAAAAAAUAGCUAAAUUACUUCAAAAUUUUUCUUUUUUGAAAUAGGCAAUCUGUGCUAUUCAAACGGCUCAAGGAUAUGGCGGAUGGAAACUCCCCUCGUAAUACUUAACAGCUUGGCGCAGCGCGUGCGCUGCGAUUUUUUUCAUUUUGAGGUCGCGAGUUCGAUGCCCGCAAGCGUCAGUUUUUUGUUUUCUGGAAAAUACUGACUUUUUCGGCAAACUAGCUGAUUAGCAUCAUUUUAGCACUCUAUUAUAAUUUGUUACAUCAUAAUAGACCAGUAUCAAAACUUGUUCUAGAAGAAAAAUUGAGAAAAAUUUCAAAACUAUAUAAUACCAAAAUUUCAGUACUAAAAAAAUGGUGCGCGGCGCGCCACAUUUUCCGUCAUAACUUUUUUCAUCUUCAAUCUUUUUUGAAAAACUAAACGGUUCUGAGUUUUGAAUCGAAACAGCUAUCAAACCAUACAAAACUCAAUGCUGAAAAAAAUUUUUUGAAAAUUCGUCUGCGGUCCCUAGCAUUACGUCUCUGAGUAGUUGAUCACGCCAUUCUUCUGCGAAUUGUGAAGAGCCAUUUGAAGACGGUUUAGGCAGGAAAAGUUAAAUGUGAAAAAUACCUUGAAAUCGUUCAAAAAGAAGCAUUUUGGAAUAGGCCAACCUGAAAGACUGUUGGAUGUCGCGGUCGGUGUGGAAUUCAAGGAGCUUGGAGCUCAAAGAGUCUUGGUUUAAUAUGUUCAUUACUUUUCUUCGCUUCUUAUUCUCCCUCCUUAGGUGGUGGAAAUUUCAAGACACUAAGGAAAAAUGGUCCCUAUGGGGACAACCUUAGGGACCCCUGACGGCCCCUUUCGUCGGAUUACUUUGCUUGCAAAACUGGCCGCUAUAGCCUAUAGGAGUUAGGUUAGGAGUUCCUUUAAGGCACAUUCUAAUCGAUUAUUGUUAUGAACUCUGUUAGAAGAAGCAUUUCUAUGCGAAAAACUCAAUGAAUUACCGUUAUCUGAAUGAAAAAUAUUAACAGAGAUGAAUUGUUUUUGAUUUUCAAAUCUCAACAAAAAAUUGAAAAAUACUUGAGCUUUAGGGACUAAAAGAGCAGACCCUAAAACUCUAUAAAAGGUCCUUUUUGUCCUUAUAUCAUCUGUAACCCCUAGAGGGACCUUUCUCGCGUUCCUAAGUGACAUGUUAGCACGAGUGAGGUAGAAGAGGGCUCAAAAAGGUCAAGUUGUCUCGAACGAAAUAGUUUUCCAGAAAGAAUCAAGAGUACAUCUAUGAGCACACCGUCUACCUGCCCUACAGGUCGUUCAUCAACGAGCGGAGGACGUACCAACUUGGGCCUCGGCCGACUUUCUUCCACGCCCACGUCAGUAGCAAUCCGGAGCGACUACCAGUUUGCGACUUCAUUCCCUACGAGGACGACUCCACUGACGAAACUUGA
This is a messenger RNA of Caenorhabditis auriculariae, 3670 nucleotides long. NCBI's taxonomy places the organism in Eukaryota, Metazoa, Nematoda, Chromadorea, Rhabditida, Rhabditidae. The record is from the annotation of a GenBank genome assembly.